AUGGAAAUUUUUAUAUCUACGAUUUUUUUUCCAGGUGGACAAUUGUAUUUGAAGGGAUUUCGCGAACGUACUUAUGUCCCAGUCAAUCAUCCUAUUGAUAUUUGCCUGCUUAAGGUGGGAAAAUCCGUGUUUGCAGCGUCACUGAAUAGACGCAAGAUGAAGGAUAAUACGGCUGCUAAUCACACUAUUGUGUCAUUUUUCUUCUGGAACCGAAAUGUCAAAGCUUUCCAAAAGUAUAUGGAGUACACGGGCGUAUUGGCUCGGAAGUUCGAAUGCAUUUCACAUGCUUCCCUUGGAUUCGUAGCCGUGGUCAAUUAUUUCAACGGCACUGAAAAGGCGGAAACAUCUCCGUUCAAUCUAAGAAUAGACGACGGUUCACCAGUGUUUCAGAUCCGGGAAAACGGAGAUACGGAAAUAAUUCAAAGGUUUAGCCAAUCCAAUCAGAAUACCGUUCACAUGUGGGUCCAUGGGAAGCACAUAUAUCUUACCCACACGUACACAAAUUUGGAUGAAAGCGUUCGCAAUGUGUGUCCUUUGUACCGCUGGUCCGGUUAUCACUUCGAUGCAAUCGACGAGCUGCCCUGCUACAACUCGAUUCACAUUGAGCCGUUCUCUAUCGAACAAACGCUGUAUCUUGCCAUCGCCAAUCAGAUGAAUGACGAAGCGGUAGACGAGGAUACCUUUUCCGAUCUGUUCAAGUUUGACUACGAAAGGCAGAAGUUCGUUUUCCAUCAGAAAAUUUAUAUCUACUCUGUCGCGCAUAUCGCUUAUAUGUUCUUAGAAUGGGAAGAUAGAAGAGAACACUUCCUGGUAACGGGGAAUUCUCGUGCCGGUAAGAAGAAUAAGGCCGGCAAGUUGGACUACGAUCACCACUCGAUCAUAUACAAGUUUCUCAACGGAUACUUUGUACCUUUUCAAAAAUUUGAGUUGUACAGUGUGAAGCGGUUUUUGCCGGUUAUGCGCGAAAAUGGAGAAUUUCUGCUGUUGAUCCUCUGCCGCGGUAAACCGCUGCUGAUCUACGAAUACGAUGGCUGGAAGUUUUCGCCCUCGCAAAUCGAUUACACGCGGGAAGCGUUCGGCGCCGGCGUGUCCCGCAUGCGUGUCUACCGGCAUAUGAUCGAUGCCAGCCUGAUCGUCAUCGCCAACCGGGAUUUGUACGGUACGACUACCAAUAUUUUCUCACCAAUGUAUGGCGUUAAGAACGAUUUGAAGGACGUCUACCGGGAGUUUAUCGAGUGGUGUGACGAUACAACGAAGCAGUUGGAAUCGUUGGAUUUGGAGGAAAUUUAUAAUCGAUUAGCGUCCGGUGGUUCGACGGUGAAAAUCGAUAGCGAAGUCGAAGUGCGAAAUUCGACCAUUGAAGUCCUGCAUACAAAGGUUUUAAAAGUAGGGGAUUUCGUGUUUGAUCAGCCCAUCAUUGACUACUUGAAUGCAGCUAAUCGCCAGUUGGAAAGACUGGAAAAGAAAGCGAAGGAACUGGAAAAGAUAAUCGACGGAAGCUUUAAAUUAAACGAGACUUUGGAAAUUAAAGGGGACGUAAAAGCACCCCAGAUUAUCGCAUCAGACGCGUUGGUUAGAGAUUUGAAUGCGACAUACGUCAAUGGAGAGAUAACGAAAAGAAGUGCCGAUGAGAGCCAUUACGAAGAGGUAAUUAAUGUGGAUCGUUUGAUUGUAGAGGAUCACUUGGAUGCCAAAUUUCUGAAUGGAUAUGCUAGUGAAACAUUGCUUCAUACAACAGACGACUUCACAAAACUGAAAAAUGUCGUGCUGUUCGCACCCGAAGUGGAAAUCAAAGGGGAGCUUUUUGUGCAAAACCUAAUCGACGGAAUUAAAUUUACUGAAGAUAACGUCUUGAUUGACGGCUUAGAUCAAGAUUUUACCGGGAAAACUUUGCGUGUAAACAAGCUGGCUGUGAAAAAUCUCGUCACAAACAAGUUGAAUUCUACGAAUGUAAAUAUUACUACGUCCUCUGCACAGCCAACCUCGAAACGUAACUCCUCCACCAUGAGGCAAGCUCAAUACAGGGAAAUUCAUGUGAAAGAUCUGGAAUUGACGGGUCUGUUGAAUGGCGUAGAUAUUAACUACCUAGACAAGCAUGCUUUGAAGCGCGUAGGUAAUCAGGUUAUAACUGGUGAAAUUAGCUUUGAUAAAAUUAUCGCUUCCAAGGUAGUCGUACCGAGCAACCGUCUCUCGGGUGUAGAAUUAAAUUCGUUGGUUCUAACGGAGCCAAUUGGAGACCAUAACUACUUCACCGUUCGUCAGGAUGUGGAAUUUACGCAGCCCGUAUAUAUGGAGCACGUAGAUGUUGAUGAACGCGUCAGCCACAUUCCGGUGAUAGAUGGGAAACUGCAGGUGCUGCUGCAAAACUCCGAAGAACCUCAGCUAGUGACUGGUGCAAAAACAUUCGAUAAUGUUCGAUUGUUAAGUCCCAUCAAUCUACGCGGUAAAAUAAGCGGCAGCAGUUUGAACAAACUGAAUCCAAUCAGGACGAUAGAGAAAGACGUCUAUUUGGAAGGCGAUUAUGAGAUUAAGGGGAACGUAACGGUCGAAAUGCUGAAUGCAACCAAUAUUUACGGCGCUAACAAAACUUACAACUUCAUCGACCUUUACACGCAUGGAUUACCGCUGAAUGCUGCUACGUCCAAUCACUACUUUAUUUUCAAACAACCCGUAAUUGCUGAUUCGGUGUUUGCCACUUCAUUAAACGGACUUGACCCACGUGAUUUAAUACAAACUACCUCUAAGAGGGUACAUAAUAUUACCGGCAGGAAAACGUUCACUGGUGAUGUGAACAUGCUAGGAGGAAGCAUUAAAGUUGAUGUAAUCAAUAACGUCGAUCUGGAACACUUGAAUCGAACCGUACUGAAGCGGUCGGAAGACCAAGUAAUUGAAGGUUCAAUCCAUUUCAAAAAAAUCAUCCUUUCCAGUAUCGUCGCCAAUCGAACACUGUUCGAGGGUGAACCAUUGAGUACGGUCUUAUCAACCAACUCUAGCGAACGGACAUGGUCUACGGUUCGAUUGGAAAAAUGCAAUCUCACUAUCGAAGGCGAUCUCAACGUAACGGAUCUGCUCGCCACAAAUGGAUCAACCGUCUUUGGAUACGAUCUUGAUUAUUUGAUAAACGACACACUGCAGAUGGGCAAAGCGGAGGAAGGAGAGCCGAAAACCAUCACAGGACUGAAACGCUUUCGUAAUGUAACAGUCGGUGAGCUGAUUUUGGCUGACCGGGCCACUCUGAAUGGCAUUGGAAAGGAACGCCUGACGGCGAUUGGUAAAUCCUUCCACAACGGAACGUUUAUAUUUGAGUCACUUACCAUGGAACAUCCACUGCACGCCCGCAACGUAUUUUUCAACGGAUCGUUAAAUGGGGUUCCCAAGAACGAGUUUGGAAAUUCAUGGCUGUUGAACGAGCAGAACCAAACUUUUACGGCUCCGCAAAUUUUCGAACACGUGAUUGCAGAUAAAGUUUUUAUAGAUGGAUACUUGAAUGGCGUUAAAAUUGAGCAGCUUAUGAAGAACGUAUACUUUUUGAACGAAAAUGAGCACGUGGAAAACGCCACCUUCCAUGGAGGCAUUGUUUCGCACCGACCGGUGACGGUUAGUGGGCUGGUAUCGGGAUUGAAUUUAGAAACCGAUGUUCUGCUGAAUUCUCCAAUUCAGCAUCAAUAUCUGAAGGAACUUCGUAUUGACGGAAAUCUAGUGGUGACCGAUAAGAUCCACAUUAGCGAUACUUUGAACGGGAUUAACUAUAACAAACUACGAGAAUUUACGAGCGGCACUGGUCAACCGUUCAACGUCGAAGUUCAAGGCAACGUGUACUUUGAAGGAGAACCUGAAGUGGUGGAACUGAAUGGAUAUAACUUACAGCAACUACACCGCGACGUGUGGAUGACCAACCGUGAUGAGGUGCUAACUGGGUCUUAUCGUUUUGGAGAAGUUCACUUUAAAGAUUAUGUUCGCACAAGGGGUCCAAUCAAUGGAUUGGAUUUGGAUGAAAUUUCCCAAACUUAUUUGAGUUUGUCAAAAGCACAGCACGUGACAACACCGUUAAUAUUCAAGGGACCAGUAGAGUUCAGAAAUCACACCACCGUUGGCGGUAUCGUCCUCAAAGGGCUGCUGAAGGGUUCAGAAGAAUCAAAAGGCUUCGAUAUUGUAGACUUUGACAGAAACGUGCUGAAGAAAAAUGUCGAACAAACCAUAACAGGUCACUGGACGUUUCAUGAUGUAGAAGUUCACGGAGCGUACAACCUAACCACCAUUAACAACUUGGAUUUACGGAAAGACAUUCUACUGGCAGAUGCACCGCAUGCUACGUUUACGGGCUCCAAGCAGUUCGAAAAUAUCCACGUUCGCAGUUUGCGAUGUGAGGCGCCUUGUAUUAUUCAAGGGGUUGACUUUACUGAGUGGUUUGCAAACGCGGUUCGAUUGACCGGAAAUCACACUAUCGAAGGUGUGACCUAUUUGGACUCGCCAACCAUUACCGGGGAGGUUGAAAGUUUCGGACCGGUGAACAAUAUCACCUUUGAUGAGGACCAUUUACUGCUCAAAUCUAUUCCACAAACGAUCAAGGGCAACCUGUACGUGAAGACCAAAUUUCCGGAGAAGAACCUGAUAUAUCCACUGACUGUAGAAAAUUUGGAAGUUAAAACAAUUAAUGGAAAGAAUUUCAACGAAUUUGUAGCUAAUCUCGCAAGAACGGAUCAAUCUCCGUUAACGAUUAAAACACCAGUUACUCUGACCCAACCGCUGGAAGCUCGAAGUAUAGAAACGGGCAAUAAUACAAUUUUUGGAGUACACAUCAACAGCUUAGCGCAGAAAUUAGAAUUCGAUGAAGAAGUAAAAAGAUACGAAUCGAAAUUACGUUAUCUCGAUCAGAUCGGACAAUCACUGAUAGACAUAUUUAACGCCAAAUUGUUUUAUCUAAGCCAUUAUCAACCUGUAGGACCACUGGAGGGCCAUUUUGGCACUCUCGACAUGAUCACAAUUUCGAACUCGCAUCAGCCACCUUUGCAACUUCUGGUUGCCCACGUGAUUCAAAGCAAUCGCACAGCUGUAGAAUUUUACCGGUGGAAUAAAAAAGAUUCCCAUUUCCGAAUCGCUAAAGGAUUUCCAUCAAUUUCUUCGCCGAAAUUGGUCGUUAACAACCUUAAAACGAUCAACUUAGGCAGAGCGCAGUACCUGUUUGUAGAGUUUUACAAUCCUUUACAUCAUGACUAUCGCCAAUCAAUUCUAAGUGCACAAGAACCGGAUCCGAUGAACGCCAAGAAAGCGUCAAAGUUCGUCACUUGGUACGAAUUCAGCAGCGGCACCAGUAGGGACAUGAUCACCAUUAAGUUGUUCGAUUUGGAUUGCGUCGGACUUUAUUCAUCGCUGGUCGAUGGAAUGGAGAUCCACUGUCUACAGCGAGACAAUCAAGAGAUUUACCGAAUGAAGUUGCUCCAGUCGAUUGCUACUCCAGCGGUCAGACAAGCUCUCUACGUAAAAGGUCGACUGAUUCUGCUAGGUCGUGACGACUUUCUGCAAAUUUGGCGUCCCCAGUCGCACUAUAGAUUGGUGCUGGUUCAGCACGAAAAAAUAGAUCAUCCCAGUUUUAUCACCGCGAUCAGCUUCGACUAUCAGCUUUUCAUCGCCGUAAACUCGGAGUCUCAGGUAGAGGACGGUGCCCAUCAUGGAUCGAUUGAAAUUUGGCGUGACUUGCGCCCGCAGGAUCGAAACGGCACGUUUAGCAAAUAUCAAACUAUUAUGGCUAGCGUUCCCAAGCAGAUCCGGUUCUCGGUACUUGCGGCCACGGCAGAUCUAAUGCUGUACACUUUGAGCGACCGGAAGUUUCAUCCGCUGGUGAUCUAUCAGUACGCGGGAGCGGCAGGAUUUACGCAGUAUCUGGAGAGUAAAACACUUCGAACUACGGCGAGUCGGUUGGAAGUUCUUAAGAUGGAACGUAAUCAGGGUGAAUUGCUGGCCCUGAUUGGGGAUGACCGAGUAGAUCUUAUUGAGGCUGUUAUAGGGAAAAAAUGA
Messenger RNA from Sabethes cyaneus, 6015 nucleotides. RefSeq lists its product as uncharacterized. The record is from RefSeq and is a predicted model, not a curated record. The coding region runs from base 1 to 6015 and encodes 2004 amino acids. NCBI's taxonomy places the organism in Eukaryota, Metazoa, Arthropoda, Insecta, Diptera, Culicidae. The transcript is spliced from 10 exons. Gene Ontology annotation, biological process: signal transduction.